Molecule: messenger RNA, 378 nt
Organism: Aspergillus luchuensis
Lineage: Eukaryota; Fungi; Ascomycota; Eurotiomycetes; Eurotiales; Aspergillaceae
Exons: 1
Coding region: 1-378 (125 amino acids)
Source: RefSeq, a predicted model, not a curated record
AUGUGGCUCCACAUACUCCUCUCAUAUGGCUUCAACGAUCACCGAAGUUUUCCUUUUACGAAGCUUCGACAGCAUUUUGGAGCCGAUGGCUGGGCCAAGCGAGAGAAAGAAUUUGACUGUGCAGAAGAACUGGAGGCAUUCGCAUUGCGAAAGGUGGGAGAGUUAGAUAAGUAUGAUGAAGACCUGGAGCAGAUCGAGGAAAACAAAGCUUUCAUGGACAACGGGAGAAUGACCAAGGAAGAAUUCAUUCUCGCUGCAGCGGCAAUUAUAGAACCUCGCAGCUCCUCAUCGUCUGUGGUGAACAAUGAAGCAUCGAGUGACAAGGUACUAUACAACAUGCCGUAUUUAGUUAGCUCGGCCUGCAGGUUACGAAAUUGA